AUAAUAUCUCUGCAAUUACUAUCGUCUUUUUUCACAGCCAUGGCGAAUUCUUGGGAAACUGUUUUGUUCUCUUGUGCUCUGCUUCUCUCCUUAUUUGUUCCAUCAUCUUUGGCUCAAACAUGCAGGGGCCAUACUUUCACCAGCAAUCAAUUAUUCACUGCAUGCAGCGAUCUUCCUGUGUUGAGUUCUUUCCUCUAUUGGAAUUACCAUCCCACGAACCUCACAGCUGAUAUUGCUUUUCGCAAGACUGGAGCAUCCACAAACGGUUGGGUUGCAUGGGCUCUCAAUCCCAACGGCCAACAGAUGGUGGGGUCACAGGCUAUUCUGGCUUUUCUCAACUCCAGCGGCGUCCCGACUGCUUAUACCACCCCAAUAACCAGCUUAUCCCCGUCUAUGCAACCUGGCGAUUUGAGUUUUCAGGUCUCCAAUCUUAAAGCAGAGUAUUCAAAUGGCGAUAUGAUAAUCUUUGCUACUCUGCAUCUUACGAGUAGCCUAAUAUCGACCAACCAAGUGUGGCAGGAAGGUCCCAUGAGUGGAACUACUUUUAAUCCUCAUGCCAUGGAUUCAACAAAUAAAGCAUCUGUAGGGACUAUAAAUUUUGAGACGGGAGCAACCGUUGCAGGAACUAUCCGAACAAGCAGUAAGAAGAAUGUUCAUGGAGUACUAAAUGCAGUGAGCUGGGGAGUUCUGAUGCCAAUGGGAAUAAUGAUAGCCAGAUACUUGAAGGUGUUUAAGGUAGCAAACCCAGCCUGGUUUUACUUGCAUGUAGCUUGCCAAUCAUCUGCAUAUAUCGUUGGGGUUGCUGGAUGGGGAACUGGUCUUAAACUCGGCAGAGAUUCUCCUGGAAUCAAAUACAGCAAACACAGAAAUAUUGGCAUCACCCUUUUCUGCUUUGUAACUCUUCAGGUAUUUGCUUUGCUGUUGAGGCCAAAGCCAGAUCACAAGUACAGAUUGUAUUGGAACAUCUAUCACCAUUCCAUUGGAUAUGCAACCAUCAUUCUGAGUAUCAAAAACAUCUAUGGGGGUUUUGACAUUUUAGACCGUGAGAAGAAAUGGAAAAAGAUCUACACUGGGAUUAUCAUAUUCUUGGGUGCUGUUGCAGCUCUCCUGGAGAUUUCUACUUGGAUCAUUGUGCUCAAAAGAAAGAAAACAGCCAGCUCCGACAAGCAUAUCAAUGGGACUGAUGGAUAUGGUGCUUAGAACACAUAUUAUUUAGGGGUGAGCAUUCGGUCGGUUCGGUUUUGAACCGAACCGAAUAAACCGAAAACCAAAAUUUUAGUGUUUAUGAAAACCGAACCGAACCGAUUUUGGUCAGAAACCGAAU
This is a messenger RNA of Manihot esculenta (cassava), 1324 nucleotides long. RefSeq names its product cytochrome b561 and DOMON domain-containing protein At5g35735. The transcript is spliced from 3 exons. The coding region runs from base 40 to 1200 and encodes 386 amino acids. The record is from RefSeq and is a predicted model, not a curated record. NCBI's taxonomy places the organism in Eukaryota, Viridiplantae, Streptophyta, Magnoliopsida, Malpighiales, Euphorbiaceae.